CCCAGAGCUCAACAGGAUAAUUGAAGAGGAUGUUCGAGGCGUGGCCUUCCCGCGCUUAGUUCCUUGCUAGCUGAGUUUUUUGUUUUUUAAUUUCGUUGCUUGCUUUCUUUUUCGUUCUUUUUUUUUACUCUUGGCUUUUGCCUCAUCAGCAUCAAAAAUAAAUAAAAAUAAUGGGAAACCUUAGCCAAAACGCUAUCCUGUUUUGGUUUAGUUUCCUCUUGCUUUCCCCUCUAAAAGUCUCGCAAUCAGCUUGCAAUCGGAAUGAUGAAAAAGCCCUUUUACAAAUCAAAACAUACUUCAAAAACUCCUCAGUGUUCAGUUCAUGGAACCCAGAAAUCGAUUGCUGCGAAUGGAACGGCAAUAAUGCAGCCGGCGGUACUGCAUUUGUUGGAUGCUAUGACCAGUCCAACCCGGAUCGUAUAACUAAGCUUGUUAUUGCUGGCGUCAAUGAUUUCUUUGGUCAAAUCCCAGCAGCAAUCGGUAAUCUACCAUACCUGGAGGAACUUAGUCUCUCCGAAUUGCCCAACCUGACCGGACCCAUCCCGGUCAGCAUCACCAAACUUACAAAGCUUGCGACCCUUACCCUAAUGUUAAACAGCCAUACUGGGCAGAUCCCUGGUUUUUUGGUUCACUUGAAGAGCCUCUACCUCCUUGAUCUUUCCUCAAAUGGCUUCACCGGUACAAUUCCGUCUUCUUGUCCCAAUUAUCCAGCCUUACCGAGCUCAAUCUUUACAACAACAACCUUACUGGUUCAAUCCCAAAAAGCUUUGGCUCGUUUUCAAGAAACAUAUCUCUACGGCUCGAUGGAAACAAAUUAUCCGGCAAGAUUCCACUGUCAUUGGAUGGAAAGUUGCUAUUCUAUUAUGCCGUUGGUUGUUGCUGAGACUUUACUGAGUGCGGAUGAACUGAAGAAAGGCGCCAAAUCUGAAUAUUUUAAGGGGAGCCCCCUAUUGCUGCAGAUUUGGCUUGCGGAACGGCUUAGACUUUUGGAAGCUCCUGCCGAUCCUAAACAUUAUCGCCCUAUAGCUUUGGGUAACCGAAAAUACUUGCACCAAGGCCAGGACGAGGCCGAAUGGACCUCUUUUUUUACUUAUGGCAUUUGUUCUAUUAAGUGGGUGGUACCAUGGUGGGGUUUGAUUACUAUGACAGGGGGGUCUGAUGUAUCGGUUUAUGUUUCUUUGUUGGGGCUAUCUCGUCCCAUUUAUAUUUUCCCUUACCGAGUCAUGCGUCAAUAUGGUUUAAGGCAGACUAUCCCCUUUUCUGAUACGGUACCACCUAAGGUAGCGGCCUUUUCACAAACACGGGUCUUAGCGUGGGCUAGGUAUUAUGAUGGUCUCCCGCGUUGGGCCGUAGCUACAAAUGGGUUUGUGGGUCUUUCUGAAAACUAUAAGUUGUGGAUGAGUUCCGAUGACAAAGAUGUGAGGACCGAGGCUCGUAAUGGGGAGCCGGCUCAGCUUUUGAUGCCUCGUAUUCGUGUUAAGUAUGAGGGUCCUGAUUCUGCCAGACCUCGUACCUAUAGGUUUAAGACUGUGAAAGCUCGUCCUGAUCGAAAGCGAAAGGAAGUUCUUCCCCGUUCCAGUGUCAGGCCUAAAAAGAUGCCUAACAUGAAGGGGCCUGCUGUUGUUAAAAGAAAUGCAAGCUCUCACGGAGAUCGUCGCCGGAACAAUGUAUGGGUUAGGAAGGCUCAGCCGCCUGUAGAAACAGUGGCUAGUCCAGUUGAUGAUAGUAAUCCUUCUCCCACCAUUGCCUGUGCCUUCGAGGCUGAGCGGGCUAUAAUCGAGAAUGUUUCUGAAGCCUUGACAUCUUUGGAAGUUAGUGUCCAGGAGCCGAUUCUUAUGGAGAUUGAUAUUGGGGCUGCGCAGAAGACUGUGGGGUGGAUCCUGCGAACAUUGCUCUCUACAAGACUUUAUUUGAUGAUCCGGAAGAACUAGAGUAGUGUAGUUCUUGCUAGGGUGUAGGUGCCCUUUUAUUUAUUUCAGUUGUGUUUGUUUUUAUUCCUAGCGCUUUGUUUUCCUUCUUAUUAUAUUCUAAUAAAGGCGUAUUUUUAGUUUCCAUUCAAUUUUGUUUCUCCUCUUUUAUAUGUCUAACACUUUUUUACACAAAGAAUAUAAUUUUUUAUAAUUAUUUGGACCGAAUCCUUGGUAAGGAUUGCC
This is a messenger RNA of Spinacia oleracea (spinach), 2153 nucleotides long. RefSeq lists its product as uncharacterized. The transcript is spliced from 4 exons. The coding region runs from base 171 to 1931 and encodes 586 amino acids. Lineage: Eukaryota; Viridiplantae; Streptophyta; Magnoliopsida; Caryophyllales; Amaranthaceae. The record is from RefSeq and is a predicted model, not a curated record.